AUGACUUCCACCAUCGGCAUCCCAAUCAAGCUCCUCAAUGAGGCAGAGGGCCACAUUGUUACCCUCGAAAUCACCUCCGGCCAGACCUACCGUGGCAAGCUCCUCGAAGGCAAUUCUCAAUUACUGACCUGGCGUUUUCCUCAUGUAGCUGAAGACAACAUGAACGUCCAACUCAAGGACAUCACCGUCACCGCCCGCGACGGCCGCGUCUCCCACCUCGACCAGGUCUACAUCCGAGGCUCCCACGUCCGCUUCUUCAUCGUCCCCGACAUGCUGCGUAAUGCGCCCAUGUUCCGAAGCCGCAACGUCCGCGGACGUGGUGUCGGUCUGGCCAGAGGUCGUGCCACCGUCAGCCGUGCCCGCGCUGGUGGCAGAGGCGGCGGUCGGUAA
Clonostachys solani is the source of this 390-nucleotide messenger RNA. The record is from the annotation of a GenBank genome assembly. Lineage: Eukaryota; Fungi; Ascomycota; Sordariomycetes; Hypocreales; Bionectriaceae.